ACAAUACAUACUGGGCUUCCCAGCCACCGCCCAGGCGGCCCACCACUCACAGCUUCUUUAUUCCAAGACACCACCACCGUCCUCUUCCCACCCGCCCACCAUCGCUCACGCCCUCCAGGUCAGCAUGAGCACCGCCUGGAUGCCCCCGCCGGGGCGGCACUCCGUCCAGAUCGGCCAGUCGCUCGGCCGCGCACUCAAAGCACGCAGGGGCGAGCCAGCCCACCAGAAGAGCAGCAAGAUACCUGACAAGGAGUUCUACUCCUUCCGCUAUAACUUCAAGCCCGAGGCCGUCGAUCCGACGAAGGUGGGCUCGAUCGAGACGCGGAAAGAGGGAGAUGUCAAUAAGUAUGUCAUAGAAAAGGGCAGCGAGAGGCUAGACGAAGGAUACCUCUUUACCGCGACCGGAGCGGAGCCCGUGAAAGAAUGGGACUGCAUCUUGAUCUACGACGAGGAAACAGGUCGGUACACACUCGAGAAGGUAGACACGUAUCUACGACUCAACUUCGACCGCAAGACCCACGCGCCACGGCACGCACCUUCGCCCGCCGCAUCGACAGGCCCAGGUACACCUUCCACACCGUCUCACAUAGCCCCGCCACCACGCCCGGGGCCUUCCAAGCCCUUCGCACCCCCCCGCAAAUUACAGAAUGAUGUCGACCUCGACCUCGAGAACGAGCUUCUCGCUGGGCUCGACGACGCCGACGGCUCGCCCGACGAGGACAUCCCGCUCGCCGCCACAACCAAGGCCAAGAAUGCCGCUAUGGCCGCGCCGCCGGCUAAGCCCACUAGGCCCGCAAAGGCCAAAGCACCUGCCAAGCCCGUGGCAAGGAAGGAAGAGGAAGAGGAGAGCGACGGUGAGAUCCUGGAGGCGGUCGAAGCUGCGUCAAAACAAAAGCAGAAGGCAAGGCCGGAACCUGUCUCUGCGCCGCCGCCUGCCUCGAAGACGAAGCCUGCCCCGGUUCGACGCCCAGGGAACAACCUGCCUGUCAGGCCCGUCGCGGCAGCAGAGCCGUCGGUACCCAAGCCAAAAGCACCCCCGGCCUUCCAGGCCAAAACGAAAGUGGCCGCGAGCGCAGGCAAGAAACGGCCCCUCGACGUCGAGGAGAUUGACUUCGCACGCCCCACGCAGCCCGCGAAACGCCCACGGCCGUCGUCCCCACCUCCACAGGCGAUGCCCAAGCAGAAGGAGAGGGAACGGUCGAGCUUCUCGCUUGCCCUGCCCACUCCGGCGCCGGCGCCGAAGCAGGCAGAGCCGCCGACCCCGCUCUCGUUCCCGGGCUCCUCUGCGCCCGUCAUGCUCCCCGGCGCCGCUCCCUCUGCGGCAGCCCCCGUCGCAGCAGUCUCAUUAGACUCUGACGAUGACUGGAUCGAGGUCAAGCCAGCCGCGUCCGCGCCCACGCCCGCGGUUGCACCUCCUCCGCCUGCGCCCCUGCGCGUCAUCGAGAUGGAGGAGAUCGUGCCGACGUCGUCCCCGCGCCGGCCGUCCCCGCCGCUCGCGCUCCCGCUGGACGAGGACGACGAGGACGAUUUCGAUAUGGAGGAGGUCGCGGUCGAGCCGUUCCAGGGCGGGGACACGCCGUUCCAGGGCGAGGACGCGGAGGAGGAGGACGACUUCCUUGCCGACGUGCUCAACGAUGUCCAAGAGACGGUGGGGCUCCCAGAGCCGGAUGGGGAUGCGGGCAAUGAGGGGUUGUUUGGAGAAGAGGAUGAGUUUUCGAGUAGUGAGGAGAGCGAUGAUGAUUAGCUAUGGGGCGCGUAGCAGGCUUGCUCGAGGUGGUAGGGGCAGGGACGGGAACUAGGUCGAGAUUGAGCAGCAAUCUGGGACCGGACUCUUGGGUUAGAGACACUUUGUCAUUCAGACUGAGGCAUCUGUACUAUACAUUCGGCAUUAAAUUAUUGUAAGACGCUGUUGCGCUACCU
This is a messenger RNA of Rhodofomes roseus, 1920 nucleotides long. RefSeq lists its product as uncharacterized. Gene Ontology annotation, biological process: positive regulation of DNA-templated transcription; regulation of transcription elongation by RNA polymerase II. Gene Ontology annotation, molecular function: transcription elongation factor activity. The annotation marks the transcript as partial. Lineage: Eukaryota; Fungi; Basidiomycota; Agaricomycetes; Polyporales; Fomitopsidaceae. The transcript is spliced from 5 exons. Gene Ontology annotation, cellular component: super elongation complex. The record is from RefSeq and is a predicted model, not a curated record.